UCACAAUUGAAUACUCCAUAUAUUUAUAUUAUAUAUAUAUAUAUCAUUAUACUAUUAUCAAACAAAAGUUGUCAAUUGUGACAUUAUUGAAUAGCAAUGGGGAUAGAAUAUUCUCAACUAUUUUGGACAAAAUUUCGAGAAUUGAGUCACAGUGACUUUAUAAAUCUAUAGCAAAUAAUUCAAAAUCUAUAGAAAAUGUAUGGAACUUAUGCGUAUUCGAAUGGCGCCAAGGUUCUUGGAAUAUUAGUUCCGUUAUUUCUGACUAUAGCGUUAGUUAUGAUAUGUGUUGGUAUAGGAUUGCCAUACUGGAUCAUUUUGGGAGAGACUAAUUAUGGGUUAUUCCAAGUGUGUAACAGUACCAUGUUUACACAGUGUUUCACCUCGGUGUCAUAUUUUUCGAACUAUACAAACAACAGUUUAACGUUUUGGUACACGAUGAUUUUCCUCGCAUGUUUUGGAGCAUUGUUUAUGCUGAUAUCUGAGAUUUGUGUGUUCAUCUACCCCUGCUAUAAAGUCAUUACAACACACAAAAUCAUCGUAGGCGUGGUUCUAGUUAUUUUCUUGUUACUUGGGUCUUUCUUCAUCUUAUCAGUAAAUGGACUUAUGAUAGGAGUUGCAGUGGAGUCUGCGCUGACAAAAACAACAGCCAGUCAGGCUUUCAAUUAUGUCGGAUGGACAUUUUACUUAUGUGGAGUAGGGGGAAUACUUGCUCUUGUAACGUCUAUUAUGUUUAUCAUUCAUCUCUAUCUAGCUGUUUACCAUUAGUUAUAUUACGUGUAUCUUUUUCGAAUGCGAUAUUAAUCGACCGAUAAAGGAGCGAAAAAACAAUUCUACGAUUCACCUCAAGAUGUUCUUCAGGAAGUGUUGACAUUUGAAGUAGAGAACUAAUAUGAUUGCAAUAAUACUAAAUUAGAUUUAAUGCAUGUUAGGGGAUUUUUUUUUCAAUACAAUAAUCCAUCCAUAAAUAUUGGUAAUGUAUAAGCCGUGUAAAUAUAUAAUUAUAAAGACAACACAUUUACGCUUUUCUAACCCAGGAAUAUAUUACCUUAGUUGUAUUUGGCAAAACUUUUAGGAAUGUUGGUCCCAAGUGCUCAUUUUCGUACUUUAUGUGGCCUUUUUAAUCGAGCGUCACUGAUGAGUCUUUUGUAGACGAAACGCGCGUCUGGUGUAAAUACAAAAUGUAAUCCUGGUAUCUAUGAUGAGUUUAUUUGAUGAAUUCAUUGCAGAAUUUAAGAAGAAAAAAACGAAAGGUUGUUUCGUAAUAGAUCAGUAAAAUUGUCUACGGGAUAAAAAGGUAAAAUUACAAAAAUAUCGAACUCCGAUGAAAAUUCAAAACGGUUCAAAAAAGCCCCUAAUCAAAUGGUAAAAUCAAAAGAUAAAACACAUCAAACGAAAUACUAUUAUUUAUAAGUAGUUGCCCUCGUUUUAUAUUAGCAGUCAACAUGCGUUGACCGUAUAUUUCUAUGGCAUAUACAGUCACUGACCUGAUAUCACUUUUCCUCGUGAAGAUUUAAAUAGAAAUUGCCAAAAUUAUAAUAAAUUAUUCAUACGACCUAUCCAUAUAAAAAAGAAGAUGUGGUAUGAUUGCCAAUGAGACAACUAUCCACAAAAGACCUGUUCUUGUUUCCAAUGUAUACUACGACUCGAACUUAUUUCUUUUGAAAUUUUUCGAGAAAAAAAAAUGUAAUUCACUUGUUAAUAUUUUGGUUUGCAAACUAUAGAUCAUUAUGUUUUAUGAUUAUUGUUGAUAUUUGAGUUCAUUUUAAAACAACUUCGUUCACCAUCGAUUGUGGGUUUCAACAGGUAAUAUACAUUUUAUUGUGUUUUAUAAGUACUGCACUCGUUCUAUUUGAGCAGUCAAAAUACGUUGAGCGUAUAUUUCUAUUUCAUAUACAGUCACUGACCUGAUAUCACUUUUCCUCAUGAAUAUUUAGAUAGAAAUUGUUGAAAUUAUAUUUAAUUAUUCAUACGACCUCUUCAACCUGUUUUUGUUUCCAAUGUAAACAACGAUGCGUUUAACGACUCAAACUUGUUUCUUUUAAAAAUUUUGGGAAAACACAUUUCACUUAUUAAUAUAUUUUGUUUGCAACCUACAUAUCAUGAUGUUUUAUGUUUAUUGUUGAUAUUUUAGUCUGUAAACAAAGGAAUUCGUUCACAAUUGAUUACAGUUUUCAACAGGUAAUGAUGUACAUUUCAUCGUGUUGUAUAUUUCUCUGCCUGUGUGAUAUGAGGCCUUUUAAAAGGAGGAUUUUCCCCAAUAUUUAAAUCGAAUAAAUAACAUUAACACACUAAACAACAAUUGAAAAUGUUUUUUUAGAUUGCAGUAUAAACACAAUAAUAGUGCAUUGACUUGAAUUAUCAACGAUAUAAGGAUUCGGCCCGAAACGGGGAAAAUGCUCGGCACAGCCUUGCAUUUCCCCGUUUCUAAGCCUCAUCCUUAUAUCGUUGACAUGUCAAGUCAAUGUUCA
Messenger RNA from Mytilus trossulus (common blue mussel), 2468 nucleotides. RefSeq lists its product as uncharacterized. Lineage: Eukaryota; Metazoa; Mollusca; Bivalvia; Mytilida; Mytilidae. The record is from RefSeq and is a predicted model, not a curated record. The transcript has 3 exons. Bases 196 to 765 code for a protein of 189 amino acids.